This is a messenger RNA of Brassica oleracea var. oleracea, 1151 nucleotides long. RefSeq names its product 3-hydroxybutyryl-CoA dehydrogenase. Gene Ontology annotation, molecular function: NAD+ binding; oxidoreductase activity, acting on the CH-OH group of donors, NAD or NADP as acceptor. Lineage: Eukaryota; Viridiplantae; Streptophyta; Magnoliopsida; Brassicales; Brassicaceae. Gene Ontology annotation, biological process: fatty acid metabolic process. The transcript is spliced from 3 exons. The record is from RefSeq and is a predicted model, not a curated record. Bases 54 to 938 code for a protein of 294 amino acids.
GCUGGCAAAGUUUAUCUCUUUCGGUGGAAUUUGCAAAGAGACUACCUUCGAAAAUGGCGGAGAUAAAGUGCGUCGGAGUAGUGGGUGCUGGUCAGAUGGGUUCAGGAAUCGCGCAGCUCGCCGCCACGAACGGCCUUGACGUUUGGAUCAUGGACGCUGAUCGUGAUGCGCUCUCUCGAGCCACCGCAUCUAUCUCCUCCUCCCUCAAUCGUUUUGUCUCCAAAGGCGUAAUAUCCAAGGAAGUGGGUGAUGAUGCUAUGCGUCGUCUACGUUUAACAUCCAACCUCCAAGAUCUGCGUUCUGCUGAUAUCAUCGUGGAAGCCAUUUUGGAGUCCGAAGACAUUAAGAAGAAACUGUUCAAGGAUUUAGAUGGCAUAGCCAAGAGUUCUGCGAUUCUAGCUUCUAACACAAGUUCCAUCUCCAUUACUCGUCUUGCUUCCGCAACACAAAGACCUAGCCAGGUCAUUGGAAUGCACUUUAUGAACCCUCCUCCAAUAAUGAAACUGGUUGAGAUCAUUCGCGGCGCUGAUACCUCAGAAGAGACCUUUAUUGCUACAAAAGCACUAGCUGAAAGGUUUGGGAAGACAACAGUGUGCUCACAAGACUACGCGGGCUUCAUCGUGAACAGGAUCCUCAUGCCGAUGAUCAAUGAAGCGUUCCACACACUUUACACAGGGGUGGCUACUAAGGAGGACAUUGACAGCGGGAUGAAACACGGCACAAACCAGCCGAUGGGGCCUCUGGAGUUAGCGGAUUUAAUCGGUCUAGACGUGUGCUUGUCGAUAAUGAAAGUGCUGCAUCAGGGACUUGGGGACUCUAAAUACGCUCCCUGUCCUCUUCUUGUACAGUACGUUGAUGCUGGAAGAUUAGGAAGAAAACGAGGAAUGGGAGUUUAUGACUACCGUAAGAAGCCUGUUACUCCAUCUCCUCGGCUAUGAUAAAGCGAAAAAAUCAAAAUCAAUAAUAGAGAAGGAUGAUGAAGAUACAUUUGGCAACAGUAAAUGCUUUGUCGAUUGUGUUUGGUUUCUUUCUUUGUUCCUUGGCCUAUAUGAAGUUAUGGGUCAGCAGCAUAAGCAAACUCCCUCUGUUUGUAAUCUUGAUACUCGAAGUUAGCUUUGACAAUUUAAUAAGUGAUAAACUUUUAUAAAUUG